CGGCCAGCCAGCCAAGGCCGGGAGCGGGAACCGGCAGCGGGAAGCGGCCACCGCCCGGGCAGCACGACCUAGGCAACAAGGCAAGGCGAGCGGGGCGGGGCGGGACGCCACUGGAAGGGGUGGCCGAGCUACCCGGGGACCGACCGACCCGAGCCGCUCUCCCAGCGCCAGCCACGAUGGGGCUAGAGACCGAGAAGGCCGACGUGCAGCUCUUCAUGGCCGAUGACGCCUACAGCCACCACAGUGGUGUCGAAUACGCAGAUCCCGAGAAGUAUGUGGACUCGAGUCAUGAUCGGGAUCCUCACCGGCUCAACUCGCAUCUGAAGCUAGGCUUCGAGGAUCUGAUUGCAGAACCUGAGACUACACACUCUUUUGACAAAGUGUGGAUCUGCAGCCAUGCCCUCUUUGAAAUCAGCAAAUAUGUGAUCUACAAGUUCCUGACGGUGUUUCUCGCCAUCCCCUUGGCCUUCGUUACAGGGAUUCUGUUUGCUACCCUCAGCUGUCUGCACAUCUGGAUCCUAAUGCCUUUUGUGAAGACCUGCCUAAUGGUCCUGCCUUCCGUGCAGACAAUAUGGAAGAGUGUGACAGAUGUUGUCAUUGCCCCGUUGUGUACAAGUGUAGGUCGCUGUUUCUCAUCUGUCAGCAUGCAACUGAGUCAAGACUGACAACUGAGACCCAGGCCCAGAUGAUUGGAUGCUGUAGCACUUGAUGAUGUAACACUGAAGCACUGCUGUUCUCUUCACUGCCCAAUUGUUAGAAUCAAGAAGACUGUCAAGAGGGGACCCAUGUUCAUAAAUGUUCAAUGACAGAUCUUAAUAAAUAAUGAUUUCCCCUAUAAAAGCCAAGGAUUUCAUAUCUAGUUCUAUAACAAGUAUUGGCAACACUCCACUUAUGAGCAGAUAGGUUUUGCUUUAGUAGAAAACAUGCAUUUGUAGUGAUGACUUGAUAAUGGUCAAGGGGAAAUUUUCUCAAAUACUACAGUAAUUUUGUGCAUAAAUGCUCAUAAAAGUAUGGGAUUUCUUAUUUUCUUUUACUCUAGGAGUAAUGCUUUUAAAAAUUACUUUACAGAUAGCGUCAUAAGGCUAGAGAGGUAAUAUAUACAAACAUUCUAGAAACUUCAUGCAGUAACAAACACAUAUACUUAUGAUAAUAACUAUCAAAUAUAAUAAGACAAAUGUGAAAAUGUGUUCCUCUGAGUUAUUAUUAGCCUGUAAUCAUAUUUAACAAGAUGUUUCAUUUUGCUGUAUAUUUUGUACCUAAUGCAAGUGUUCCUCUAAUCAAAGUGCUUUAUGUUUUGAUACAUUUAUAUCAUCUUAAUUGUUCUCAUAUAUAAAUUAAGCAUAGAUACCACAGUGUAACUUUCUUUGUAAGAUUGGCCUGUCACAUAUGAGAACUUUUGCAGCUUCUUUGGAAUUCAGUGUAAAAUGAGCUGUCUAUGUUUCCUCUCUAACUUUCCCAGCAAAUGUUUUAUGACUGGGGUUUAUCUGGCUGUGACCUUAAGACAGGUAUUUGCUUUUGUUUACUGGACUUUUUUCUCCCAUAUAGUUAGAAACUUAAUCUGUAUUCUACAUUCCAAUGAAUGCUUCAAUUACUUUCAAGUAAUUCUGGUGCUAGUUAAUAAUAUUUUUAUAACAAACUAACAUCUAAGUACAAUUUUUACUACAGUGGCUCAUGUAGAGAAACUUAUAGGAGAAUUAACAAUUGUGAGGGUUUAUAAUACUAAAACAUAUAUACAAAUUAAUAGCUAACAAUUACAAAUCUUCAAGAUGUUCUCUGAUAUGAAUUUGUUGACCGAUAAAAUAUUAUCCUGUGCUUUUUCAAUUGUAGAGCCCUAAUUUAACAUAUACUCACUAUGGCCUUUAAAAAAAAAGUUGACAUGUAAAAAGUUUCUACAUUAUAAUUACUAUAAGUUUUCAAAUUCCAGAAUUAUUAUCAAAACCUGGAUUGUCAUUUGCUUAAAUAUGCUCAUGGGUGUCAAAUCUUCAUUCAUUGAAAAUUAAGAAAAAUUUUUUCAGUAUUUCCAAUUCUGGUCAGUAUUAUGCAUGGGUGACUGAAUUGGAAUUCUAUUACAAACCAGAUCAAAUGAUCAUGUCAAGUAACUAAGUUGUAAAGCUCAUACAUUUUUAAGGUAGUCACAAAAGGAACAUUUCAAACUGACCUCAGAAGAGACAUCAUACCCUGGUAAUAGCCACAAAGUGUUGCCACUAAC
Messenger RNA from Cricetulus griseus (Chinese hamster), 2209 nucleotides. NCBI's taxonomy places the organism in Eukaryota, Metazoa, Chordata, Mammalia, Rodentia, Cricetidae. The record is from RefSeq and is a predicted model, not a curated record.